Molecule: messenger RNA, 699 nt
Organism: Acipenser ruthenus (sterlet)
Lineage: Eukaryota; Metazoa; Chordata; Actinopteri; Acipenseriformes; Acipenseridae
Product: centrosomal protein of 135 kDa-like
Exons: 6
Coding region: 1-699 (232 amino acids)
Source: RefSeq, a predicted model, not a curated record
AUGCAUUUGUUUCUGCAGUCUUUUCGCUUCCCAGAAAGUAACACAAUAACAAGUUCUGUUGCAGAAAGAAAAUGUAUUAAUUUAAGGAAACGACUGGAUCAGCUGGGCUACAGGCAGCCUUUGGGAAUUGAGUCCUUGCUACUGGUGGAAAAACUUUUUAGUUACUUUGUGCACACAACAGAAAGCUUGCACAAUGCCAAACUUUCAGUUGGAAAGACAGAAAAGGAGAGUAAAAAUCUGUAUGCCGUGCUUGAACCCUAUAGAAUUAAAAGUGCACUUGUGAGGGAGAACAAUGAACUUCACCUGGGGCUUCUGAAACUGAAGGAGAAGGACAAGCAGAAUAAAGAAAAUGAUUCGGCAGACUUGAAAUUCUUGAAUAAACAGUACUUCCAUAAAGUCCGAUCCCUAAAUAAGGACAGUAAGGCCAAGACAGAAAAAAUCCAGCAGCUGCAGGAAAAGAACCUGCAAGCAGUGGUGCAGACGCCAGGUAAGAGCAAAAUCACCAUUCCCUUUAGACGCCAGCGCAUGCAGAUUGAUCAGACAAUUCCUCCCUCAUUUGUCGCUUCCAUGCCAGUACCCCGGCCUGAUGAUCCAUAUGUGGUAGAUCUCCUUCAGGUUGCUGACAACAGAAUUCAGAAGCUUCAGCAAGAAGUAACACAAGUAAAGAAUGAACUGGAGAGAUCUGAGGGAGGAAUAUGA